UAGAUAAACUCUCUUGUAUGGUAGAAGUAAUAAUUACCACUGCGAAUACUCGUACAGAACAGAUCUGAAGAGACUGGUGCAGAUCUACUUCAGAGCGCUGAAAUCAACGACUUUGCGUUGAUCUCCACUGUAGCGACUUCAUCAUUUUCAGCGAACUGUCGAACAGAUACAAUCAUACUGCCAGCGGCAGUGAUUUGUUCCACAUAACAACAUGCCACAUUUGCACAGUGCACCCUGGCCUGCUGUGCACCGCAUGCGAUCGGCCUACAUAACAAUCGUGACCACUGACCAGUCAGUGUACGGAAAGUAAGUUUGAAACAGACACACUUUCAAUGUUACUGUAACUGUCACUUCUCAAAUCAACCGAUCAAGCGGGCCAUGCAGCAUGCUAGCAGCACAGCAGCGCGCUAGCGGAAGGCCGAUGAUAAUACUCUUGCUACAGUACAUGAUCGUAUUUUGGUUGAUCCCGUGCAUCCUUUCAGAAAUCCUUCCAAGACUCCAGUCCAGGUCCAGAGGCAGAGCUAGCUUGCCACUGCACUGGUCUCAAGACGUGCCUCAACACCUCGCCAGUAGGCUAUCCUAUACUCUAGUCGGACAGAUCACUGGACUAGCGCUAACAUUGCACGACCAGUCUUCACUUCAGCCUGUCCAAUAUCUAGGAUCAUGGCUACAAGUGCUGCAGUUAGUGAUACUGCUCCGCCCGACGCUAGUGGCGUAGAUCUACGUGAUCCCGAGAUAGCGGAUAUGCAGCUUCGCACUGGCUUCGCUUGCGGGGAGAGCAGCAAGAGGCGAGACGUGUCCGUCCUGCUCGUCACGGCCAAUGUUGGUUCUAUGUUCGAAAAGAGCACCAAGAUACUGCCGGAGUGGACUGCACAGUUCUGCCAUUUCGUAACGGAACAGCAGCCCGACUUCAUUGCACUCCAUUGUCAGGAGGUUGGCGGAAAGUUCCCCAUCGAGGCAACAAAGGUGGUGGCACACUUUGUUGAGUCAUUACUGAAGUGCAAAGAGCUGGGAUGCUUCACCCGUGUGCGUGGUUUCAUGGAUGAGGAGUACCAGUGCCCAGAACGCUUCACAGCACUGGGCAGCAUAUACUUAGCUCGUGACACUCUUCAUGACGUGGCGAUAUGGGACUUCACAGGACAGCGCUUUCAUCCAGUGGCCGGGCACGAGGUGGUUACGGAAGACCUUAUCAGGAAUUCGUACCAUAUCAAGGAGAAGUUUCCGUCGGAGUUUUCACCACACCGGCUCACUCGCAAGGGCUACAUCCUCACUCGCUGGUGCAUCAAUGAACAGGUUUUCAAUUUUUUAAAUGUCCAUCUCUACCAUGAUCCGAGCAAUUUAGUUUCCAUGGAAUCAUCACCAUCUGUCUACGCAAACAACCGCCAUAAGGCAAUGCUGUACGCUCUUCAAAGAUUCCAACGGCAUUCAUCCAAUCUGGAACCUACGUUUUUCUUCGGUGAUUUCAACUUCCGCUUGGACCUCCACCAACUGGUCUUUGACAUGUGCUCGUCAACGAAUAGGCAACUGCACCGCCACCUGGAAGGAGAGCAAGUCAUCUACUCGGAUUCCUCAUCUGGAGAGGUUGUACUGCAAAUGGCUCCUAAGGUCUUCCGAGUAGCUGACAAGGCCAUGUUUGAGGAGAACUUUGGCACUCUGCGUUCCUAUGACAAAGAAGCCGUGAAAAUAGGAGUGCACGAACAAGGCAUCGACUUCCAGCCAAGCUAUCCAUUGUCUGAAAGUGGUGAGGCUCGGCAGUACAUGGAAACAAGGUGCCCAGCUUGGUGUGACCGUGUGCUCUACAAUGAUGCUGCAAAGGACGUCUUGGACAAGGCUUGUCCUUCGUCCAUUACGUAUCACAUGGUCGGCAAUAACUGCUGCAUGGGGGAUCAUAAGCCCGUCUUCUUGCAGUUCAAGGUAGCAUUGCCUGUAACAAUGGCAGGAGUGCACCCAGACAAGUCAACCUCAGGGAGUGGAGCACUUGCUAACAGUGCACAUGCUCGGAGAGUAGCGGCCGGAGUGACGCUGGUCUUCGCCGUGCCCACGGUGCUGUUCAGGCUGGGUGUGUUGGCACCACGACCAGCCGGUCUUGUCAUUGCAGCUUGCCUGCCGAUCAUCGGCCUGCUGGCGCAUCAAGGCAUCAUUUGAAGUACAUGGCUAACCCAGCGCUUUCCCCGGCUCUUGUAGCUUUACACGUGCCAGCUAUAAGCGGUUUGGUAUACGGCAUGCCUUUUCUCUGCGGCAUCAUCUCGCUAAGUUCUGUCGUGACAUGAGUCAGCUUCAUGCAGGACGCUAGACCUACCAUAAUAGAACCCAUUCUGUAGAUAGUGAACCACUGUGACCCGCCGCAUUGGUCUCUACCCAACGUAGACCGUUGAGAGAUACUACGGUGGCCCUUGCAUUGGUAUGGUGGUAGAUAGUGAACCAUUGUGAAUCACAUGGCUCUACACCACAUCGGACCGUGUGGAGAUACCGGCGGUGCCCUUUGCAUUGGUGUGGUGCAAAGCGUGCUGCUCUAUAUGUACGCCGUGACACAAUUUGCAGCUCAGAAUCCACCGUCACUUUUCGACACCCUUGAUCAUGUGGUUCUGUGCCCAGGUUUGCACCUGUGGCUGCUAUAACUAGCAGUACAGUGAUGGCUCGUGAUGAAUGAGCUCCAGAUCAUUUCACUUUCAGGCGCAACAUCGUAUCAUCGCAUACUGAUCAGGCAAGAACCACGAUCAGUGGAAAUACAGUUUCUUUCCAGCUCCCCGACCAGGAAUAUUGAUAUGUUACAUGUACCGGUACAUGUGAAAUGUUCUCCGGUAUGAUUUGCUGAACUAGCCGAUGCUCUCCAGUUGAAUGAUCUGCUGCUUCAAAGUAACUUACUGGCGGUGUCAGUAUCCAGCAGUCUCCGAUCUCCGUAUUGGGCACACCCAGACAUCGUCAGCUGACAUAGCAUACCUGGCAUCCACUAGAGCCCCCCCCCCCCCCCCCCGUUUAGAUUCGCUGUCAACAUGCCCAGCCGACUAAGUUCUAGAGCAGUUACGACAGUUGUCAAUACCUGACAAUCAUUUCCAUGCUCGCGAUGCGGACUUGUCCAGAAUAUCGGCAUGCUGCCAUUCAGCUAGGGUGUACUCUUGUUGGAUCAUGAUUGACAGUAUUUCUGAUAUUUCGUACAUUGAACUGCAGCCCAUUCUCUCACAGGACUACAGUGACUGAGUCCAUUCAGAAAAAGAUGAGCGCUGGCUCUGGAGAGCUC
This is a messenger RNA of Sycon ciliatum, 3238 nucleotides long. Its product is annotated as inositol polyphosphate-5-phosphatase A-like. Bases 664 to 2145 code for a protein of 493 amino acids. NCBI's taxonomy places the organism in Eukaryota, Metazoa, Porifera, Calcarea, Leucosolenida, Sycettidae. The record is from RefSeq and is a predicted model, not a curated record. The transcript is spliced from 19 exons. Gene Ontology annotation, biological process: phosphatidylinositol dephosphorylation. Gene Ontology annotation, molecular function: inositol-polyphosphate 5-phosphatase activity.